This is a messenger RNA of Orcinus orca (killer whale), 7701 nucleotides long. RefSeq names its product mitotic spindle positioning (gene MISP). The record is from RefSeq and is a predicted model, not a curated record. Lineage: Eukaryota; Metazoa; Chordata; Mammalia; Artiodactyla; Delphinidae. The transcript has 4 exons. The coding region runs from base 3502 to 5517 and encodes 671 amino acids.
CUGAGUGGGGUGGGCUCUUCUUUGGGCAUGGGCGUUUGUGUGCCAGCGGCACCAUCUGCUCACCGGCGGGGCCUUCAGGGUACAGGGAGGGAGCCCCCAGCCCCACCCUCAGCCCCCUCCAGACUCAGUGGGGUCCCAGGGGCUGGCGGGGGCCUCCCCUCGCUCUGUACCCGCUGGCUGGCUCUGAGGCCAGGUCUGUGCCCUUCCCACGCUGCACCCGCCCAGGGGAGCAGAGCCCCAUCCCUGAACUUUGCCAGGUCCCCAGUCUCCACCCCGGGCUUCAGGACCCCAAAUCCAAGGGGCCUUGAUCUCUGACCCUCUAAGUGAGGGGCCUGACCGGCACCCCCAGGGCCAGAGGCACAGGGCCCCCCACUGGUUCUGGGAAUUCUGGAGCUUUCUGGGGAGAUGCUUAGCCCCAGCCAGCGCCCUGCUUGGGGAGGCCUUGAACAGCCUACAACCCUCCCGUGGGAUCGGAGGGCUCCUACGAGGGGGAUGGGGCAGUCAGCGUGGGGAGGUGUCCAGCCUCUGGGAGGGCAGCUGGGAUCCUGUGGGGCCGGUUCAGAGACUUGGCCCAGUGUCCAGGUGUGUCCAGGGGUUGGGCCUCUGCCAGCCAGGGUCCCGGAGACCGUAGCCCCGAGGGACAGAAGAAGCCCAGGAGCCCAUCCCUGCUGAGCCCCAGGCCCCUCCAGCAGGCCUUUGCCCAAGGGCAGGAGGCCAGUCGCGGUGAUGAGGAAGCAGGUGUGUGGCACCAGGGACCAUAAACCCAGUUUCAGUUUUGGUAUCAACAGGGUACAAAGCUGGGGCUGGGGAGGAGCCAUCCAGGGGGGCUUCCUGGAGGAGGAGGUGGAGACUCCCUGGCUUCAGAACCUGUUGCUCUGUCACUCCCUGGUGUGACCCUUCUCUGGGCCUCGGUUUUCUCUGCUAUAUGUUGGGGAGAAGAAUGGUUCCCCUCGUCACAGGCUCUUAUGAGAGGCAAAAAAGCUGCCGGUGUGAGAUGCCCAAUUACGAGGACACCCACCAGGAGCUGGGAGGCUCUGAGCGCUAUUGCUACUCAUUUGCACAGAGUCCACGAAGCCUCCAAGAGGGCGUUUCUCCCCGAGGGUUUCUCUGCGCCAGGCACCCACUCAGGCCUCCUUGAUCCUCCCCACACCCGGCGGUGGGGUCAGCAACGUCCCACUUUACAGACAGGGAGACUGAGGCUUUUUGAGAGGGAAUGCCUGCCCCAAGGUCACUUCGAGAUCGGUGGUGGAUCCAGGGUAUAAAUAAUAACAUCAGCCACUGCCGUGAAAGCAUUUAUCGAGCACCUACUGUAUACCAGGGACAGGGCGCCGAGUCUUCACGGCAGCCCUUCGUGGUGGCAGCUGCGUGCUCUGGACUCUGCCUACUGUCCAGGUGUGGACACUGAGGUCGGAAGGGAGACUUGCCCAAGGACACAGGCGAGGGGGACCCCACCCCACUGACCUCAGUGAAUCACCCAGAAGGAAUGGGCUGAGGAAGGAGCAGUCCCCCACACUGCCCCACCCACAGGCAGACUUGACACCCUCUGGGCGUGCGGUUCUUUUUCCCGGAAUGUGACUUAUAAAUCCUGCCGGGUGAGCCUCUGGCCCCGCACUAGGCAAAUGGUUCUGAGUCAGUCCUGCCACACCUGCCCGCCGAGGGGAGCUGCAGGGCGCGGGCACCAGACCUGCCAUCCAGGGUGGGCUGGGGCUGGAGGGUUGUUUUGGAGGGGCAUCCGGGUCUGGGCCAGAAUGAGCCCAAACCCUGGGCCCUGAGCACCCAGAGUGAGAGCCAGCCACUGUGUACCUGCUGUGUACCAGACUCCAGGCUGAGGGAGGGGGUGCUCACCUGGCCCACUGGGAGGGCGAGAGGGUCCUGGCUGAUGGCUUCAGGUGGGAGGUGACAGGCCUUAAAUAGAACCCUCUCCCUUCAGAGAGAUGUGCACCCCCAGCCACUUUCAUCAUUGGGACAGAGGCUCUGCCCACCUGGCUGGAAUUUAUUACCCAAGCCUGCUUGUUUUUUAAUAUUGUUUUCUUAAUUAUAGUCUCAAUAUUUGAAAGAUUGCGUGAUACUGCGUUAGGUGUAACAUGGUUCCCCAUGAUCAACUUCAUGUUCAGGGAGGGUCUGCAUUUUUCUUUUUAAAACCAUGUUUAGCUUUCACAAGCAAGUUGGUGUAAAAAUGCAGCGAUGGACCCAAUAGCUCUGGUGGCACCGGGGGGCCAAGGCCGGGGAACCAUGGGUGCUUGAGGAGUUGAGUUCCUCUCCUCAGCUGUAAAACGGUGGCUCCACACUGUGCCGGGCUGGGUACACACAGGAUGAUCAGGCCACAGGUUCUGAGGGUGGGGACAAUCUGGCGGCGGGGGUGGGGGGGCUCCCUGGAGGAGGUGUCCUGUAGGCUGUAGCUAAGAAGGCUGUGGAGGAACAGAAAUAAGGGUCGUUCUGGCACAGGGAGGAGGAAGAGGGUCGACCUUGGGGUCUGGUGCCUGCAGAGUUUGGGGGUUUGGCCUGAGGCCGGAUGGCGGUCUUGAGAGCCCUGGGUAGGGUGUGAGGAUGCCAGGAGUCACAGAGGUGUGAGAGCAAGUGCCGGGCCUUCACAACGGCUCCUGGAGCUGUGCUCAGAGGGAGCCGGGACUCUUGGGAGGGGGGCUGGGCCCCCUGGAGCACUGGGUCAGGGUGUCGCCCGGCCCAGCGGGACAAGGUCCAAGGCGCUCCUUAGCCCAGCCUGGCUUUAUGGUGCUGAGAAGGAUUGUCUGGGAUGGGACAAGGUGUCCUGCUGGACAGGUGCAGGAGAGAGAACCAGGGUGUGGGAGUCUGCUCGUCACCACCCCUCUCUGGGUCUCAGUUUCCCCACUUGACAUCCCCAAGAGAGGGGCAGGCCCACUGGGCUCAUCUGUAAAGGUCAGAUGGAAAAAAUCACAGAAGGAACCUCAGGGUGUGUGUGCCCUGGGAGAGAGGCUGUCUAGGGGUGGCCCUGGGUCUGGAAGCGGUGAACUGGGUGGAAGGCUUACCCUGCAGGGUGUGCAAUGUCUGGCAGAGGAGGUGGGAGGGGUACCUGCAAAUGUUAGACACACAGGGGCCGAGUCGUUGGGUCAGUACGGGGGCACCGAGGGGUUCAGGUGUGGCUGGAUCCAGGAGCUCAAACAAAGUUUUUAGGAUGCUGUGUUGGGAUUGGGGGUGCUCUUAAGCAAGGUGCGUCCACAGGAGGACACAUAUGGCCCCCCAACAGCUCUCGGCCUCAUCCAACCAGCCUAAUAAGCCCAGUGGGAAGAGGGUCCAAUUUUCCACGUUAAUUGCAAAGUCCCAGGAUUUCACGUCAUUGGCCAGGUUGCAUCACAUGUCCAUCCCUGAAGCAAUCGCAGAGGCCAAAGGGUGGAAUGUUCUGAUUGGCAGGGCUGGGUCACCUACCCUUCCCUGGGCCAGUCACAGAGGCCACUUGGCCAGGACUUUGCCCUUGAAGGGAGUGGGAUUGCACCUCCCCCCAGGUGCUCUGACCUGGUGGCUGACAUGUCUUUCUCUUCCCUCAGUGAGCCCAGAUCUUCUCCACCCUGGGAUCCUCUGGUGGGCAGAGACCCCAAGAACAUGGACCGAGUGACCAGAUACCCCAUCUUCAGCAUCCCCCACUCACCCCGUGUGGCCGGCAUGGCCUUCAAAGGCGACACCAGCUACUCGUUUGAGCUGGUGGACGUGAGGUCCGUGGCCAGAGGCUGGGGCCAGGAUGAGCCGGUGGCCUGGCCUGCUGACCACGAGGCCUCUCUGGAAAUGGUGCAGACAGGGACACCCCUCAGCCUGCAUGUCUUCCCCGGCCGGCUGGCCCCACAGCUGCCCUGCCCGGAGGACGAUGAGACGGAGGUGAAGGCCUACCACCGGGAGGCUGGGGACACCCCGCCCUGGCGGCCACGUGACCUGGACUGGGAACGCCGGGCGGUCAUUCAGGACCAGGCGGUCAGGAAGAGCGGCACGGUGGCCAUGCUCCGUGGCACCCCUGACCACGGGGAGCCCAGGAGCCCCGGCCGCCCGCAGUCCACGCCGCUGGAGGAGAACAUGAUUGACACAGAGCAGAUCGACUUCCUGGCAGCCAGGCAGCAGUUCCUGAGCCUGGAGCAGAGGAGCGCUCCACCCGGGGCAGCCCACGCCCGUGCGGGGGUUCCUCGGAUCCCACCACCUGGGGCCAGCCAGGCCUCCAAGGCCCUGAACGGGCCACCCCUGGUCAAUGGGUGUGUCGUCCCAGUCAAGCCUCAGGAGAAGGAGGUGGUCACGGACGAGAAGAGGGUCCACAGUUUACCCGCCAGCUCUGGUGCCCGAGCCUCGGAUGACCCUGGUUCCUGGUCCCAAGAGGGGUCCCCGGAACCCGCCAAGGAGACGCCCAUUGAGCGGGAGAUCCGGCUGUCCCAGCAGCGGGAGGCAGACCUCCGGGAGCAGCGGGGGCUGCAACGGGCGGCCAGCCAGCAGGAGCUGCUGGAGAUCCCGGCCAGGCCGCUGCUGAGCAAGGCGAGCCCGGCCACGGCCCCGCGGCCGCACAGGGGGCGCCCGUCGCUCUACGUGCAGCGGGACAUUGCUCAGGGGUCGCAGCGCGAGGAGGACCACCGGCGCGAGGGCCUGCAGGUGGGCCGGGCGUCCACAUCCGACUGGUUCUCCGAAGGCCCCCAGCCCAUCCUCAGGAGAGUCCACAGCGCAGACUCCAUCCUCAGCCCGACCCCAGAUGCCAGCGCAGCCAGCCCCACACCAGAGGUGAGGAAGGUGAACCGCAUCCCACCUGAUGCCUACCAGCCAUUCCUGAGCCCCCGGACGCCCCCGGGAGGAUCCCCAGCCUUCCACACCUACCGCAAGCCCAGCGGUCUCUCUGCCGAUGAGGCCAGGCCUGUGGGCUCUCCAAAGGCCACGGGGUCUCAGAGGCAUCCCUCGGGAUCCUCUGCAAAGCCUGCAAGCACAAAGCAGGAGCCUCCCCGGGGACCCCUGUGUGCCAACAGGGGUGUCGUGCGAUGGGAGUACUUCCGCCUGCGUCCCUUGAGGUUCGGGGUCCCGGAUGAGCCUGAGAAAGCUGAGGCCCCCCGAGUUUGGGGCUGGGAGGUGGCUGGGGCCCCGGCACUGAGGCUACAGAAGUCCCAGUCAUCAGAGCUGCUGGAGAGGGAGGUGGAGAGUGUCCUGCGGCGGGAGCGGGAGGUGGCUGACGAGCGGCGGAGCGCUCUGUACCCUGAGGUCUUCUCCCUGCCUCCGGACGAGUGCUGUGACGAAGAUUCCAGGAGCUCCUCCCGCGCAUCUGGCAUCACGGACAGCUACUCGGUGUCUGAGUCACACUUUUUCACCCCCAUCCACCUGCACUCCAGCCUGGUGUGGACGGCAGAGGCCUCACCUGAGGAUGCCCCCAGGCAGAGAAAGAAGAAUGAGCAGUGGUAUGCCGGCCUCAACCCCACUGACCAAGUCAACUCGGAGGUCUUGGAGGCCACACGGGUAACCCGCCACAAGAACGCCAUGGCGGAGCGCUGGGAAGCCCAGAUCUAUGCCAGCGAGGAUGAGGAUUGAGCCUGGGGCCGGGCGCCCACCCCCUGCCCUGCCCUGCCCUGGGCCCUGGGCCCUGGGCCCUGGGAACUGCGGACCGUCCUGAGCCCCCGCCUUAGGACAUAGGUUCCUCUUUAAAUCCAGAUCCAAGAACCUCAAAUCUCAUGCUGCCAAGCCCAGGGGUGGACGCACUUUUGGGCUUGAGGUUUUUCUUUUCCGCUUUUCUUUUCCUGCAGAAAUCGUUGUGCUUUCUGGGUCAAAAGCUGGGGAUGACUCCUUCUGCCCCUAUGAUGUUGCCAAACGCUCUUGGGUCCGGGGAAGAAGGAGACCAAAUCCCCCACCUCCAGAUGUAAUUGUUCCCGCUAGUCUGAGAGGGGAGACGCUCAGCUCCUGCUUCUGGGACAUCCCAAUCUAACAGGGGAGACCUGCCCUGCUCCAGCCCUGGGAAACCUCCAGUCUGAGGGCCAGCCCCGGACAGAGAAAAGGGCUCGACGUGGGGUCUGAAGGGGGUCCUUCUGUCCCCCCAUGAAAUAAAGCAGCUGUGGGGCCGUCCCCCGCCUGGUGUGGUCGGCCGCCCUGGACCUCUCCCUCCCCCUCUGCCUGCUUCACUUCUCUGGGUGAUGUCACUGCCCCCAGGGCUGCUGCUUCCUGCCUCUGCCCCUACCCCACCCGGGCUGUCCCCCACAUCCCUGAGUGUAGUAUACAGAAGGUGCUCAAGCAGUGCUUGUUCAGUGAGCAAGUGACCGUCUCAGUUCUCCCACGUGGCCCCGUCAGUCAUGCUCGGAGCACUUAUUAAGCGCUUGCGGAGUCCCCAGCCCUUCUGGCUUCAGGGGAAGUUGGAGGGGUCUUUAGUUAGGCUCCGCGUGUGUACCGGUGGAGGGGUCUUUAGUUAGGCUCCGCGUGUGUACCGGGGGCACAACCCCCGCAGAGAAGAUCAUCGUGGGCAAGGCCAUGGGCAGCGGACUCAAACCUGGCUCUGCUGCCCCUCUGUGUGGCCAAGGGGCCCCUCCACCUGCCCUGCCUCUGUUUCCCGCCCCCACCCAUGGGGAUGGUGAUGGGACCCCUGGCCUUGACCCCAGAAUGACCCCGAUGGCAGCCCCCUCCUCCCACCGGCCUGGGCCUCCAGAGGCUAGGAGCAACUGGUGGCAACCAGCCAGCAGGGCCUGUCCCCUCCUGCUGCCCCCGGCCCCUCUCCUCCUUAAAACUCCUUCCCCUGCAGUCGCCGCAGGGAAAACGGCCACAGCUAUUCUAAGAGCGGCAUCUUGAAAGCAGCCCACGCGGGCCAGGGAGGCUCUGUGGCCUGAAAUAGCUGAGGCUGUGGGUCUCCAAGGGUGCCCGGGGCAGGGGUAGCUGAGGUCGAGGGGGGCUGCUUCGGGCAGACCAGGCCAUCUGAGGCAGGAGGGCAUCUGUCCUCAGGGGGAGCGCCUGGGCCCGGCGGCGUGCUCCUCGGUGGCCAAGGUCAGCUCUUCUCUGGGGUUCCAGCCCCAGGAACCAAAUGUGGGCCCCCGCCCUUCAGGAAAGCAUUUUGGGGCUUUAGAUACAACCUGCCUGAGUCUCGCCAGGUCCUCCCCCAUGUCCCAGCACAUCCUCACCCUGGUGUCCAUGGGUCGGUCCCCCUGGUCCCCCUGCUCUGAGGAUGUGAGUCUCCUGGGGUGACUGGAACAAGUCAUCGUGAACAGGGGGCUUAAACCAGCACAGAUUGGUUCUCUGACAGUCCUGGGGGUCAGGAGUCCGACUCGGGUCUCACGGGGCUAAAUCCAGGCGUGGGCAGGGCUGGUCCUUCCGGAGGCUCCAGGGCAGCAUCGGUUCUGCCUUUUCCAGCUUCCAGAGGCGCCGCAUCCCUGGCUCGCGGCCCCUCCUCCAUCCUCACAGCCAGCAGCGCAGCAUCUCCCGUCUCUCUCUGCCUCUGACCAUCCUGCCUCCCUCUUAUAAGGACCCUGGGAUGACGCUGGGCCCCUCGGGGCAUUCAGGGUCCUCCCCAUCUCAGGGGUCUUAACUCAAUCCCACCUGCAAAGUCUCCUCUGCCCCAUGACACGUCUGCAGUUCCCGGGACCAGGACGGGGACGUCAUGGGGCCGUUAUUCUGCUGACCAGACGCAGAAGGACACACAGUGUGUGGUUCCACUCACAGGAGGGCCCUGGGGGAGUCAGAUCCACAGAGACAGGAAGUAGAUGGUGGGGGGCCAGGGGCCGGGGGAGGGGUGGGGAG